AUGUUACGUCUUUUACUUCGUUAUUUUGCAAAUAGUGAGGAACUUGUUAGUAAAGUUGCUCAAUCAAGACCCAUGAGACGUGCUGCCCAAUUAACUGUUUAUUUAUUAACAAAAACAUCAUCAAUGAGUGGCACACAUAAAUUACCAUCAGAUCCAAAAGAAUUUGCAAUUCAAUUAAAAAAAAUUGCUGAAAAAUAUGCAAAUGACAUUAAAACAAGUGUUGAAAAUAGUUCAAAACAAAUGAAAAAAUAA
Molecule: messenger RNA, 252 nt
Organism: Aphidius gifuensis
Lineage: Eukaryota; Metazoa; Arthropoda; Insecta; Hymenoptera; Braconidae
Product: protein NCBP2AS2 homolog
Exons: 1
Coding region: 1-252 (83 amino acids)
Source: RefSeq, a predicted model, not a curated record